AUGAUCGGCGUAAGCAUCGCAGUUAUCUAUCUGAUCGUCUUCGCCCACGCCGAGGCCUUGUUGGUGAAUGACACUUUCAUCAGCCUGGACGAAGGUCAUCAGCUCCGUUCUCUCCGUCUACCCGUUAUCCAUGAGAGGCCUCCUAACUGCUUACCUCCAGCAGUCCAAUUUGGCGAUAAGGACUAUUGUUGGUUCAAUCUAGAGAACGCAGCCAGGACUGAUCGCCAUGCGGGUUUGCUUGUUCUCUCUAACGGCGCUCAUAGAAAUUCGUAUUCUACUCUGGAGCUUCAAGUCCUAUGGGCAAACUCAAAACCAUACGAUAUUGGCGUCUGGGCAGCUGGGAAUACAUUCCGACAUAUUGAUCUAGACGAUGGUUUGAAGCUCGACCUGCAAGUUUCUGUCCCCACGGUUAGUCGUAGUGGUGGGAAAGACGACGACGGCAAGAAGACAAUCGAGUUCGAUGUGGUUCUGUCGACUGCCGUGUCUGUACCUCACGUUGGCGUCAUUAGAGCGUCAGAUAAAACUACUGCCUUUGCCACACUAGACUUGGGAAAGGAAGGUAUAGACGCAAGAGCGUCCUUACGCUUGUUUUCCGAAGUGAAUAAAAAAGCCCCAGGUGUAGACUACGUUAUAACGUUUGAGGUAACCAUUGCUACCUACAACGGGAAAUUUGUAUGGUGGAUCUACCAAUGUCUCGUCGAUGUCGAUAUCAAAUAUAAGAAAGAUGGUAAGGAUGUCGACUAUAAGAAGAAUAUCAUCAUCUUUCGAGAGACGUCCAAGAGAUGA
This is a messenger RNA of Perkinsus marinus ATCC 50983, 786 nucleotides long. RefSeq lists its product as hypothetical. The record is from RefSeq and is a predicted model, not a curated record. Bases 1 to 786 code for a protein of 261 amino acids. The transcript has a single exon. NCBI's taxonomy places the organism in Eukaryota, Perkinsozoa, Perkinsida, Perkinsidae.